Messenger RNA from Rangifer tarandus platyrhynchus (Svalbard reindeer), 1350 nucleotides. Lineage: Eukaryota; Metazoa; Chordata; Mammalia; Artiodactyla; Cervidae. The record is from the annotation of a GenBank genome assembly.
AUGGACCAAGUUUUUGAAAUUCCCGAAGAGCCAAACGUGGAGCCGAUAUCCUCUCUUGAGGAAGAUGUCAUCCGUGGGGCCAACCCCCGAUUUACCUUUCCAUUUGGCAUCCUCUUCUCCACCUUUUUGUACUGUGGAGAGGCAGCAUCUGCCUUGUAUAUGGUUAGAAUCUACCGGAAGAAUAGUGAAACCUACUGGAUGACAUACACCUUUUCUUUCUUUAUGUUUUCAUCCAUCAUGGUCCAGUUGACCCUCAUUUUUGUCCACAGAGACCUGGCCAAAGACAAACCACUAUCAUUGUUUAUGCACCUAAUCCUCUUGGGACCUGUUAUCAGAUGUUUGGAGGCCAUGAUUAAGUACCUCACACUGUGGAAGAAAGAGGGGCAGGAGGAGCCCUAUGUCAGCCUCACCCGAAAGAAGAUGCUAAUAAAUGGCGAGGAGGUGCUGAUAGAAUGGGAGGUGGGACACUCCAUCCGGACCCUGGCUAUGCACCGCAAUGCCUACAAACGUAUGUCACAGAUUCAAGCCUUCCUGGGCUCAGUGCCCCAGCUGACCUAUCAGCUUUAUGUGACUCUGAUCUCUGCAGAGGUCCCCCUGGGUAGAGCAGUGCUCAUAGUCUUUUCCCUGAUAUCUGUCACCUAUGGGGCUACCCUCUGCAACAUGUUGGCCAUCCAGAUCAAGUAUGAUGAAUACAAGAUUCGCCUUGGGCCACUAGAAGUCCUGUGCAUCACCAUUUGGCGGACAUUGGAGAUCACCUCCCGCCUCGUGAUUCUCGUGCUCUUUUCAGCCACCUUGAAGUUGAAAGCUGUGCCCUUCUUACUGCUGAACUUCCUGAUCAUCCUCUUUGAGCCUUGGGUGAAGUUCUGGAGGAGUGGUGCCCAGAUGCCCAAUAACAUUGAGAAAAAUUUCAGCCGAGUGGGCACCCUGGUGGUGUUGAUUUCCGUUACUGUCCUCUACGCUGGCAUCAACUUCUCUUGUUGGUCAGCUUUGCAGUUGAAGUUAGCAGAUAGGGACCUUGUUGAGAAAGGACAAAACUGGGGACACAUGGGCCUGCACUAUAGUGUGAGAUUGAUAGAGAAUGUGAUCAUGGUCUUGGUUUUUAAGUUCUUUGGAGUUAAAGUGUUACUGAAUUACUGUCAUUCCUUGAUUGCCUUGCAGCUCAUUAUUGCUUAUCUGAUUUCCAUUGGCUUCAUGCUCCUGUUCUUCCAGUACUUGCAUCCAUUGCGCUCACUCUUCACUCACAAUGUAGUGGACUACCUCCACUGUGUAUGCUCCCAUCGACACCCUCAGGGCAGAGUUGAGAACUCAGAGCCAUCUGCUGAUGCUGAAGCAAGGCAAAGCAUUGCCUGA